AGCCUUUUGAGGGGAAAGUUCUGCUGCUGACUGACAGCAGAGCACUUAAUUGUCUCUUAAACACCUGCAGUAGCCCUCAAGUACUGACAGUGCACAAAAUACAGUUUAGGGACAUUUCAGCUUCUGUAACACCACUUGCUGUACUGUGGUGAGUACAAAUGUUGAAUUUCUUACUGCUCUUUCUAAAUGGAAUCAGACUGUGUGUCCUGCAUUCGUUAUUCCUUCAGGACUGCUUUGUCUGGAGAUGACAAGGAAUUACUGCAUCAUGCAUUUUCUAUCCAGAAUUAAUAGUAUAUGUUUUUAAUAACUUCUACUGAGCUUUCUCAAAGGAUGCUGAUUCCUUGAUACACUUGGAUGAAAUCCUUCACUUAACAGCUCUGCUUUCUUAUCCUUAAAAAAAAAAAAAGAAGAAGAAGAACAAACAGUAUUUGUUUGUAAUGCCAUUUUUCUGCUUAGCCUGGCAUAAGGCACUUCUUACCACCUCUGUUGGCUUUGCCAUGUUAUCAGCUUCAGAGGCGGGUUGAUAGUUGCUAUACAACAAAAUAGAUAGUCACAGAUGUUAGUGGUUCAAAUUAGCAAGGUGUUCAGCUAUCCAUUAAGACAUUGCAUGUACCUUGGUAAACUUAGAACACAAAAUAGCAAGGCUGGACUAAUUGAAGCCAAUGGAGAGCUUAAGGUGUUUAUAGACCAAAACCUAAGUCCUGGAAAAGGAGUUGUUUCUCUAUUGGCUGUUCAUCCCUCUACAGUAAAUACACUCGGAAAACAGCUCCUGCCAAAAACAUUUGGACGGUCUAAUGUCAACAUUGCACAACAAGUGGUUAUCGGUACACCUCAGAGACCUUCAGUGCCAAAUACUAUCCUGGUAGGAAGUCCACAUACACCUAACACGCAUUUUGUAUCACAAAACCAGACUGCAGAUUCUUCGCCGUGGUCUGCUGGGAAGCGGAACAGAAAAGGAGAGAAGAGCGGCACGGGUUUACGUCAUUUCUCUAUGAAGGUUUGUGAGAAGGUACAAAGGAAAGGAACCACCUCAUACAAUGAGGUGGCAGACGAGUUGGUUGCAGAAUUCACUACCCCUGACGAUCACAUUUCACCAAAUGAAUCACAGGCUUACGACCAGAAGAAUAUUAGACGACGUGUCUAUGAUGCCUUAAAUGUCCUCAUGGCCAUGAACAUUAUCUCUAAGGAGAAGAAAGAAAUCAAAUGGAUUGGUCUACCUACAAACUCGGCUCAGGAAUGUCAGAAUUUAGAGGUGGAGAAACAGAGAAGACUAGAAAGAAUAAAGCAAAAACAAUCUCAACUACAAGAACUCAUUCUACAGCAAAUUGCCUUCAAGAACCUCGUUCAGCGAAAUCGUCAGGCAGAACAGCAGGCAAAUCGACCGCCACCUUCCAAUUCUGUCAUCCAUUUGCCAUUCAUCAUUGUGAACACCAGCAAGAAAACAGUGAUCGAUUGCAGUAUUUCAAAUGACAAGUUUGAGUAUCUAUUUAAUUUUGACAAUACUUUUGAAAUUCAUGAUGAUAUAGAAGUACUAAAACGAAUGGGAAUGGCCUGUGGGCUAGAAUCUGGAAGCUGUUCAGCAGAGGACCUAAAAAUUGCAAGGAGUUUGGUUCCCAAAGCUUUGGAACCAUAUGUGACAGAAAUGGCUCAGGGAUCAAUCAGCAGUGUAUAUGUCACAUCUUCGUCAGGUUCCACAUCAAAUGGCACAAGAUUUUCAGCCAGUGACUUUUCCAAUGGUGGAGAUGGGAUGUUGGCUACAAGUUCCAAUGGAUCUCAGUACAGUGGCUCCAGAGUUGAAACACCAGUUUCUUAUGUGGGGGAUGACGAUGAUGACGAUGACGACUUUAAUGAAAACGAUGACGACGACUGAUGCCCUUUGCUUGUAGACUUGUUAAAAUUCAGCAAGCUUCAGGAAUAAAUUGUUCUAGGGAGAGAAGUCUCAAAUAACUUUGCCCCAUCCCUCAAGGAAAACGUUGGUAAGCAGUUCUGAGUUUAGAAAUGCACCUCUGAUAAGCAAGCGAGGAUUGUUUUAUGUAGGAUAUUUUUAAAUGUGGUGUGGAUGUGUGUUUUUGAUACCAGUGUGUUAAUGCAGAGCCUUUAUUUACUCUUGGUUUAGGGGUUUUUGGUUUAUUGUUUUACUUUGUUUUGUUUUUGGGUUUUGUUUUUUUUUUUUUUUUACUUGAAGGAAAAUGGAUUUUGCCCCCAAAUGUUCUUGCUGAGUUUGCUAAAGAAAAUGUAGACACAUCAUUGAGAAAUAAAAUGCUGUCCUUCUGUGGAAAAUGAAUACACUGAAUGGCAAUUUAUUUGGAGUGUAUUUUGGUUAUACCACUUUUCGAGGGAUAGUGAGCUAAUGUAGUAGUGUGUUUUUUGUUAACCAUGCAGUGUCCAAAGAACCAAACAGGAAAGAUACGUCCUACUUUUAUACAUGUUAAAUUCCAGAAAUGUUGUUGUGAACUAAUUUUCCCUUAAAUUAUAUCUAACAUUAUGAUUCCAUCGAGUUUAUAUACUUGUCACUGUAUGUCGGGACAUAAGAAUUACAAACUUUUUGGCAAAUGUUUACUGCCAGCUGGUGCAGCUAUAUAAAAUGUCUUGAAGGUUUGGAAUGAUUUAUUGCUUAUGGUAAAAUUUGCCUGAUUUCUUACAGGCAGACUUUGGAAACUUUUUAUUAUAUAGUUGUUUACAUACUUAUAAGUCUAUCAUAUAAAGACAUGUACUGAAACAAAUGUUUGUAUUUGUUUCAUAAGCAUCUUCCUGUAAUCUAUUAUAAAGUUGAAAUUAAAUAUAGAGAAUGUUUUAAGUUUUUUAACUCAAAAUUUGUCAAUCAUUUUUAAUAGUUGGUUUUUAUAAAAGGAAUUUCAGGGCAGGUGGUAGUCUUUUUAAAUUUAUUCACAAACAAUUAACUGCACAAGUACUGUCAGCUGCCUAUUCUAAGACAGUAGUCUUUUUAUUGAAACACAAAUAAACUUUUCUGUAAUAUUUUAUGGAAUAUAAAGAGACUAUAAUUGUUUGACUUGUUUAACCUUGGCACUGUUAGUUUUUAUUAAUAAAACGCGCAUGGGCAUUUUUAACAA
Molecule: messenger RNA, 3071 nt
Organism: Gallus gallus (chicken)
Lineage: Eukaryota; Metazoa; Chordata; Aves; Galliformes; Phasianidae
Gene: TFDP1
Product: transcription factor Dp family member 3
Exons: 11
Coding region: 557-1870 (437 amino acids)
Biological process (GO): regulation of transcription by RNA polymerase II; regulation of cell cycle
Cellular component (GO): transcription regulator complex; nucleus
Molecular function (GO): DNA-binding transcription factor activity, RNA polymerase II-specific; RNA polymerase II transcription regulatory region sequence-specific DNA binding
Source: RefSeq, a predicted model, not a curated record